GUCAACUUCUCCGCUUUGCCUCGCUCGCAUCCGGCGUUCCUGCGCCUCCGCGUCCGCCGCGGCCAGAUCUCGAUGCGGCCCUGCUGACGCGCUGAAGCUGACCCGCCGACAUGACAUCCCGCGGCGACGACGACGACCACGUCUCGCUCCUCAGAUCCCACCCCGCGCCCGGAGGAGCCGCGGCCGGCUCGUCGGCGUCGGCGUCGCCGUGCCCCUCGCCGCGGACGGUCCCGGACGUCGAGGCGGCGGACGAGGCCACCGUCACCGCCUCCCCGAGGCGCGGCGGGGGCGUGCGCGGCCUCCUCCGCCACCUCGACCGCCGCCUCUCCGCCCGCGGAUCCGGGCGUCGAAGCCAGCAGCAGCAGCUCAGUCGCUCCGCCUCCCCGGGCACCGAGCAGCCGCCCCCGGCGUCUUCGCUGCAGCAGAGGGAGCGGGUCGGGGAGGAGCUAGGGGAUGGGGCGCCGCCAGAGUGGGCGCUGCUGCUCAUCGGCUGCCUCCUCGGUCUCGCCACCGGCAUUUGCGUCGCCGCGUUUAACCGCGGGGUUCAUGUCAUACAUGAAUGGGCAUGGGCGGGUACACCCAAUGAAGGUGCAGCUUGGCUCCGCAUACAGAGGCUAGCAGAUACUUGGCACAGAAUACUGCUGAUCCCUGUGACAGGAGGCGUUGUUGUAGGAAUGAUGCAUGGGCUGAUUGAGAUAUUUGAUCAGCUGAAACUUGUUAAACCUCCUCAGAAGCAAGGAAUCAAUUUCCUUGCAGCAAUCUUUCCAACUAUAAAUGCUAUCCAGGCUGCGGUAACUCUAGGUACUGGUUGCUCGUUGGGACCUGAAGGGCCUAGUGUGGAUAUUGGCAAAUCAUGUGCAAAUGGGUGCUCAGAAAUGAUGGAGAAUAACAGGGAGAGGAGGAUUGCUCUUGUAGCUGCUGGUGCUGCUGCUGGAAUUGCUUCAGGCUUCAAUGCAGCAGUUGCUGGGUGUUUCUUUGCCAUUGAAACUGUAUUGAGGCCACUGAAAGCAGAAAAUUCACCUCCUUUUACCACUGCUAUGAUAAUAUUGGCAUCUGUUAUAUCAUCUACUGUGUCAAAUGUUUUGCUUGGAGAAAGGCCAGCUUUUAUAGUGCCAGCAUAUGAGCUAAAAUCUGCUGCAGAGCUACCUUUAUACCUCAUCUUAGGAAUGCUGUGUGGAGCAGUCAGUGUCGUAUUUAGCCGGUUGGUCGUAUGGUUUUCGAGAAUUUUUGGACACUUGAAAGAAACAUAUGAUUUUCCUAUUGUAGUAUACCCUGCUUUGGGUGGACUAGGAGCUGGCCUCAUAGCUCUCAAAUAUCCUGGUAUUUUAUACUGGGGUUUCACAAAUGUUGAAGAAAUAUUACAUACUGGGAAAAGUGCUUCUGCUCCUGGUAUCUGGUUGUUAACUCAGCUCGCAGCUGCAAAGGUAGUUGCAACUGCCCUUUGCAAGGGAUCUGGCCUUGUAGGUGGGCUAUAUGCACCAAGCCUGAUGAUUGGGGCUGCUGUUGGAGCUGUUUUUGGAGGGUCAGCUUCAUAUUUAAUAAAUUCAGCUAUACCUGGUAAUGCUGCUGUUGCACAGCCACAAGCUUAUGCUCUAGUUGGAAUGGCUGCUACAUUAGCUUCAGUCUGUUCGGUCCCACUGACUUCAGUACUGCUUCUCUUUGAACUGACAAAGGACUACAGAAUUUUGCUACCUCUCAUGGGAGCAGUUGGGUUAGCAAUCUGGGUUCCUUCUGUAGUAAACCAUCCAAAUGAUGGUGAAUUUUCUAGGUUUAGAACACCCAGGCGUGGUUAUUCUUCACUUUCUUCGGAAGAGAGAAAUAGUACUAGCUGGAGACGAGGUGACAGUGUAAAUGAUCUUGAGCUCAAUAGCUUACGGACUGAUAUUAAUAGCCAUGGAACCUAUAAUGAGGAAAUGCUUCUAGAUGAUCUGAAGGUCUCCCAGGCCAUGUCAAAGAGCUAUGUUAAAAUUCCACCAUCUGCCACAGUGACAGAAGCUCUCAAGCUUUUGCAUGAUAAGCAGCAAAAUUGUGGCCUUGUUGUGGACUGUGAAGAUCAUCUUGAAGGAAUUGUUACACUAGGGGACAUUCGCCGUAUGGGAUUUGAAUUGCAUGAAGGCUGUCUCAUGAAUGGAGACCAGCUCAAGCCCGCUGAAAAUUCUUCGGCCAUUUCAUUGUGUCUUACUCGAGGAUUCCAGUACCAGGGGAAUGAACGUGGAUUGCUAACAUGCUUUCCUGAUACUGAUCUGACCACUGCAAAAAACCUUAUGGAGGCCCGAGGAAUAAAACAGCUGCCUGUCGUGAGGCGUGGUGUGGGCCACAGAACUGAAGGGAAACGCAAGCUCAUUGCUCUUCUCCAUUAUGAUUCUAUUGGUCACUGCUUACGGGAGGAAAUUGAGAAUUGGAAGGCCAUAUAUCAAAUAAAAGAUGACUUUCGUCUUAUAGGCCACUGAACAACAAUACAGUGACCAACUUUACACCGCAACACUGGCAUGUAAUUUGAUAUCCUUGAGGCAUUUCUGCCAAAUGGGGAUGCAUGAAACAUACACGUGACUUCAACCUGUACAGAUUUAAGGGCUCCACUCGGACCACUCCAAAGAACAUUUUGCCAUACGAGGAAACUGUUCAUUGUACCGUAGCUAAUUUUGCAAUUCUUGUUGCGAAGCAACUUGUAGCUCGUGGGAAGGCAUGGGUAUGUGUGAAUUCAGUUAUUCGGAACUGGAUGGCGGCAUUGUAAUGUAGUAAUACAUCUUGUACCCUUGUACCAUCUGUAACUCUGUAACAUCCUUUUGCUGUGGAAGCAGCCGAUGCUCCAGCUUGGGAAGUACAGUCACACAGGAAACUAGUGUACUAGUAAUAAACUUAGGUCCUGUUUAGUUCUUAAAUUUUUUUUCCAAAAACAUCGUAUCAAAUUUUUGAACAUAUAAAUAAAGCAUUAAAUA
Oryza brachyantha (malo sina) is the source of this 2939-nucleotide messenger RNA. Its product is annotated as chloride channel protein CLC-f-like. Lineage: Eukaryota; Viridiplantae; Streptophyta; Magnoliopsida; Poales; Poaceae. The record is from RefSeq and is a predicted model, not a curated record. Gene Ontology annotation, cellular component: Golgi apparatus; chloroplast; membrane. Gene Ontology annotation, biological process: chloride transport; transmembrane transport. Bases 111 to 2450 code for a protein of 779 amino acids. The transcript is spliced from 9 exons. Gene Ontology annotation, molecular function: voltage-gated chloride channel activity.